AUUGGAAUGACCGACCAAUACAUUUCAUGGAAUGAUACAAUUGAUCCGCAAGCAUGUCGUACCAGUGAACAAGAGUUCCAUCUUCUUUCGCGUGAUCCGGCACGUACGCCAAUGCAAUGGGACAGUAGUGCAAACGCGGGAUUCAGUAUAGCCAAUAAAACAUGGCUUCCUGUCGCCGAUAAUUACACUCUCAACAAUGUUGAACUUCAAGAGUCGCAGACUGUUAGUCAUUUGAAAGUGUUCCAGUCACUGGCAAAAUUGCGAUCCAAUCCUACAAUGAAAUAUGCUGAUGUUCAAAUGGAAGCGAUCAAUGAUGAUGUGCUCGUGUAUAAAAGACAAAUGAACGAUCCAAAAUCGAAUAGCGGUUCCAAUCACUCCGAUAUUAUUGUAAUACUUUUGAAUUUUGCCACGCAAAUGCAGAGUGUCAAACUAGACAGCGUAUUAAAUAACACACUGCCACUAAAAAUGACGGUGAACAUUACCUCAAUACAAUCGACAUCGCUGGUCGUCGGGCAAGAGGUCAAUAUACAAAACGUAGAUGUUCCACCCGAAGUCGGUGUUGUACUCAUCGGAAAAAAUUCUCACACAAAUGGCUCCUCGGCACAUAACUCAGCAAUUUUAGCUCUUAUUUGUUGUUCAUUGUUCUUUCAUAUUUUGCUAUAAAUUUUAUUUUUAACUAGCCGAAUGGGCUCGCUUCGCUCGCCGUUUCGGCUAGGAUUCGCCAAGUUGCACUAUUUUCAAAACUUCGGGUUAUUGUCGCUAUAUUCAUCAUUACUUCAAUUCUUGUGUCAUCCUCGGCUUCUUGCGUCAUCUCUCGUACGUUCAUUUUUUUCACAAUUAAUCUUUUUUGGGUUUUAAAUUCGAUAGCUAUUAAUAUGUCACUGACCUGACAACAAAUCAAUCCAGCUACUUUGAUUCGAAUCCACAAUACAUCGUCAAACUCCAAAAAAUUUAAUUCGAAAACCAAAACUGCAUUUAUAAAAUUACUCUUGAGGCCGCGCGAAAUCAAACAAAAAGUAUAACAAUAGAUCCAUGAAUCAAAAAAAGGAGAGAUAAUUGGCUACAGACACACACACACACACACACACACACACACACACACACACACAGACGAACAUUCAGUUUUAUAUAUAUAGAUAGUAAUAAUUAUCUCAUAUUUCAUAAUUAAUUCUUUUGUUCCAAUAAAUACAAGCAUUUUUCAGAACUAAAAAAA
Molecule: messenger RNA, 1213 nt
Organism: Sitodiplosis mosellana (orange wheat blossom midge)
Lineage: Eukaryota; Metazoa; Arthropoda; Insecta; Diptera; Cecidomyiidae
Product: maltase A3-like
Exons: 2
Source: RefSeq, a predicted model, not a curated record